UUUUGUUUUUACUUAAUACAUGUUUUUUUUUCUUCCACAGGCAGUUCACCUGCUAUUUCUGAGGAAAUCACCCCAGACCCACCAGCUCCUGAUGAAGAGGUUAUGUCCAAACCUGCCGCCCUUCUUCAUAUAUCAACCCCUGUGGAACUCAGCAGCACCGGCAGAACCAAAAGCCUUCCAGAAACCAGCUGCAGCUCCAUGCUCGACCUUCAAAAACCUCUCCCUUCUCCUCCACCUCUUCCUUCUGCUGCAGACAUUCCUGACCUUCCACUUCCAUCGCCUCCUAUCCUUCCUCCCCCUCCACUUACAACCAAAUCAGCUUCUACCUCCAGUCCUCCUUUUCCUCCAAUGCCACCCCUUGGUGACAGCCCCCAGCGUCCCACCACCCUCAACAUAAAGACGCUUCCGCGGUCCACCGCCAGGGAGAAUGGGGGUCCUCCGCAUCCGGUGGAUGACGAUGAGGACGAAAGGAAGAUGCUGGAAGAGGAUUUGAAAAAAUGCAUCGAGGAAUUCAAAAAGAUCCGCCUGCCCACAGUGUUUCCAGACCGCAAGAGGCACUGGCAGAACGACCUGCUCAAGAAAUACGAUGCAUGAAGAGCUUCUCUGUGGUACUACUGUGAACAAACCCGAUCAGAACUUUUAAAAACCAUACUGCGAUUGGCAAAGAGAAGCUCUGGUUUACAUUAAUGUGAGAAGGUAUUUGCACCCUUACAGAUUUUUCCUUUUUUAAUUGGCACACUUAAAGUUACAGAUGAUGAAACAAGCUUUAACAUCAGACAAAGAUAACCUGAGUAAAUACAAAAGUCAGUUUUCAAAUAAUGAUUUUAUCUUUUAACAAAGCUAUCCAAGCUACCUAGGCCCAAGAUAAAAAAGUAAGUACUCCCUAAAUCUAACAAUAGAUUGCGACGCUCUUGGCAACAACAACUGCCAUCAAGUGUUUAGGAUAACCAGCAGUGAGUCUUUUGCAUUGUUGUGGAAGAAUUUUGACCCACACUACUAUUGUUUUAGAGCAGCCAAAAUUGGAUGUUUUAUGUGCAUAAUUGGCCUGUUGGCUCAUGCCAAAGCAUCUCCAUCAGAUUUAGACCACUCUAAAACCUUUUUUUUUUCUGAGUCAUUUAUAGUUGGUCUUGCUGGUGUGCUUUGGAUCAUUGUCCUGCUUAUGUUCUGUGUGGCUGAUCUCAAGAUCACAAACUGAGGCCAGACAUUCAUGGUUCCAGACGUUCUAGUGCUGAAGCAGCAAAGUAGCCACAGGUCAUCAUACCGCCAUUAAUUUUGACUCUCAAUAUGAUGUUCUUUUACAGAAAUGCUUUGCUAGUUUAAUGCCAAAUGAGAAUGGUAAAUGGACUGAACUUAGCUACUCCUUUUCCAGUCAUGCAGAUCACUCAAAGUGCUUUUCACUAGAGCCACAUAUACUCUGUCCCUCAAGUACGCACACUUUCAUACACCAAUACACAGAUCAGUAGGCAACUUGAGGUUAAAUGCCUUCCCCAGGGGCACAUUGACAUGUGGCAGCAGGAAACUAGAACUGAACACACAACGUUCAAGACUUGCAAGACGGCUACUCUUCCCACUGAGCCACAGUCGCCUCAUCAGACUUGUGUUACGAAGCACACCAUCUAGAAAGUUCCGCUUUUAACUUAUGAGUACACUGAAUAUUUUCAUCAAAGUUUUGGGGAUGGUGAAUAGGUUUUCUGUCAAAUAGGAAAGUCUUAGUGGUCUUUUUGCUCAGCGAUAAUUUUCACCAUGCAACUCUCCUAUGGAGGCCAUGUUUUCCCCGUCUCUUUUGUCCAGGUUUUCUUGUGACCUCUUGGACGAGUCCUUUUCUUUAAGUAAUUUUGGUAAGUCAUCUCUAACAUUUCAGUAUAACAAAAAAGCAAAAACAGAAGAAAUGUGUAAGGGGACAGAUACUUUUUCACACUGUAAACUGCUUAAAGAGUGGCAGCAAGUUUACUUCACAUAAACCUUUAAAUAGCUUUUCUAUUGUUAGAGGAAGUGCUGUGCUCAGAUUAAAACUGCCAGGUAGUCAAUAGACAUUAAAACAGAAAUGUAUUUUUGCCUCAAUGAAAACCCAUAUCUCUGUAUACAUUGAGUGACAUCUUUCACGUAAAGCUUGUGAAACAGUGAAAAUGGAAAGAAGAUAUAUGUGAUUUAUUAGAGAUUCCUGCUUUCCUCUCUGUAACGUCUGCUGAUCAAGCAACUGGAAAAUGCCAGCAAAUUGUCAAGCUUUAAGGCAUCUGACCUUAAUGACGCAAAAUAAAGGAAAGGAGUGAAAUAUCUGG
This is a messenger RNA of Girardinichthys multiradiatus, 2279 nucleotides long. RefSeq names its product formin-like protein 5. The annotation marks the transcript as partial. The record is from RefSeq and is a predicted model, not a curated record. Lineage: Eukaryota; Metazoa; Chordata; Actinopteri; Cyprinodontiformes; Goodeidae. The transcript has a single exon.